AUGGGCAUCGCUUGUCGGCACUCAAGAGAUAUGCGAAUCAGUCCACAGCAUAUCACCACAGACCUUGAAUACGCUGAUGAUGUGUUUCUUUUUGCUGAAAGUUAUGAAGAAAUGCAAAUAAUGUUAAACAAUGUGUCAACAACUGCAGCGAAAAUUGGACUCAGAAUCAAUGUAAAUAAAUCGAAAAUGUUUUCUUAUAUACAAGGUAAUGAUAAAAUAUCUAUUUUUAUCAAUUCAUUGCCGGUUGAGGAAAUGCUGGACUUUAAAUAUCUUGGAUCCACUCUAAUCCCAAAUGGCCAGGCGAAGGCUAAAAUUAUAGCCCAUAAUGACAGCUAG
Messenger RNA from Dracunculus medinensis (Guinea worm), 336 nucleotides. The record is from the annotation of a GenBank genome assembly. NCBI's taxonomy places the organism in Eukaryota, Metazoa, Nematoda, Chromadorea, Rhabditida, Dracunculidae.